AUGAAAGGGCUCCAAGCUCACACGGACAAACAAUUCAGCACAAUACUUUGUGAUGAUCAAGUUUCUGGGCUUGAAUUUGAAACCAAGGAUGGACAAUGGAACAAGUUAUCUCUAUCUCCUAGCUCCUUCAUCUUCUUUGUUGGAGAUCCUCUUAUGGCAUGGAGUAAUGGCAGAAUGCAUCCCGUGAAGCAUCGUGUGAUGAUGUCUGGAGAAAAAGAUCGAUACUCUCUAGGAGCAUUUGCAGUUCCAGUUGAGGGUACCAUCAUCAAGACACCAAAGGAGUUAGUUGAUGAAGAAUAUCCUCAAAUUCUCAAAGAAUUUGACCACAUGGAUUUUACCAAGUUGUCCUAUUCAGAGGAAGGAAGGGCCAUAGACUCAGCAAGGCAAGUUUUUGUGUUUGCUGGAAUUUGCACUUUGAGAACAACUUCAUGGAUCUUUUGA
This is a messenger RNA of Prunus persica (peach), 441 nucleotides long. RefSeq names its product probable 2-oxoglutarate-dependent dioxygenase AOP1.2. Bases 1 to 441 code for a protein of 146 amino acids. NCBI's taxonomy places the organism in Eukaryota, Viridiplantae, Streptophyta, Magnoliopsida, Rosales, Rosaceae. The record is from RefSeq and is a predicted model, not a curated record. The transcript is spliced from 2 exons. Gene Ontology annotation, molecular function: dioxygenase activity.